AUAUUAAUACUAUCAACAAUAACAUUAAUCAUUUUUAUUAUUACAAUUGUAGUAAUAAUAUUAGCCACUUUAUUAUCAAAAAAAACUUUAUUAGAUCGAGAAAAAUGUUCUCCAUUUGAAUGUGGGUUUGAUCCAAUAAAUUCCUCACGAUUACCUUUUUCAUUACGAUUUUUUUUAAUUGCUAUUAUUUUUUUAAUUUUCGAUGUAGAAAUUGCUCUUUUAUUACCUAUAAUUAUAAUUAUUAAAACAUCAAAUUUAAUAAAUUGAACUAUUACUAGAUUAUUUUUUAUUUUCAUUUUAUUAAUUGGCUUAUACCAUGAAUGAAACCAAGGAGCUUUAGAAUGAAAUGAAUAA
Anopheles gambiae (African malaria mosquito) is the source of this 354-nucleotide messenger RNA. The record is from the annotation of a RefSeq genome assembly. Lineage: Eukaryota; Metazoa; Arthropoda; Insecta; Diptera; Culicidae.